Molecule: messenger RNA, 1988 nt
Organism: Danaus plexippus (monarch butterfly)
Lineage: Eukaryota; Metazoa; Arthropoda; Insecta; Lepidoptera; Nymphalidae
Product: cell growth regulator with RING finger domain protein 1-like
Exons: 7
Coding region: 418-1350 (310 amino acids)
Biological process (GO): negative regulation of cell growth
Source: RefSeq, a predicted model, not a curated record
UCCCGUUCAAUCGUUCAGUUCCAGUUUAAGCUAAGUAGAAUCGUUCGCAUUCUGUCAAAUUACGUUUCGCUGAGUGGUGUACCGAGCCUCCUGUAUCCUACAAUCUCUGAUAAUGUUAUUGUUGUGAUUUCAUUUAGUAUACACGUCUUAUAACAUUUUUUUAAUCGAUCUGUUGUGAAUAAGGUUAACUACUAGCUUAUGAGCAGUAAAUGGGUGCAAUCACGUCUUGUAAUUAGGCAACGUUACCGCUUCUUUUUGUUGUUGAAAUUUGCAAAAUAAAACAUUUGGUGACGGACAGAAUGUAAAGAUUAGAAUAAUCUUGUGCUGUAUUGAAGUGAACUGAUGUAUCCAUUAUCUAUAGUUUCACGUAUAUUCGCGAGUUCAGUUUUUGUUUUGUGACAAUAUACCUAUCAGACAAUGGGUACGACAGGAUUGACUUUGGCAGAUUUGCCGAAUAUAUUUAUUAUGAUAGGUGCUCUAGUUGCGCUUUUUGUGAUGCUAGUCAUAUUACUCAGGAAUAUGGAAGUUAUAGGUAUAGUGGGGGAAGGCCGGGAAGACACUUGGCCGAGAGCGAUGCAACCACCUCGUCUGUUGAUGCAGAGGGUCCACAUACCAUUCACAUUUAAACUACAAGAGAACAAGCCUAUAGGAUACAGCACAGGUGUCUCCAGCAGUAUAUCUUCAACAGUCCGCUACUGGCACGCCAGCUGGUGGGGUGCUCCGGUGAGGGAUCUGCAUCAGACUCUCUGGGGCACCCUGCCAGAAAUACUAGCCUCCAAACACCUGGACUUCACCAAGAAUCCACCUCAUGAUGAGCAGGACGUGAAGUUGUCUGCGGAUCCUCUACAGCUCGGUCCUCCGCCUCGAACCCGCUACCCCCUGGUGGUGAUACUGGCCAGGGACCAGAGAGACACCACGGAGCUCAGGCCGGAUGAUACGGUGGCUCUGAUAACGGUGGUGCAUAUUAGAGACGAACAAUGCCCACUGCCAAGUGGCAUCAUAGCACAAUACCUGAAACAGGCGAACGGUCACCUGUCCUGUCUCAAGCAACUGUACGUGUCCGGUGAGGUGGGCGAUGUCGGUGGAGACGUGUCUCCCGAGUCUUGUGGGGGGUUUGGUCGGGAGGCUCUCUGCUGCGUGUGCGCCUCCGCCCCGCUGUCCAGAGCCCUACUCCCCUGCCGGCACGCCUGCCUCUGCGCGAGGUGCCUACCUAAGCUGGACAAGUGUCCGAUAUGCCGCAGCCCCAUCAGCAGUUACUUCUGCAUCAGGAACGAGGAAGAACCGCUGUCGGACCUCAAGCAGAACCUGACCACCAACAGGCGGAUACUGAACCUGUUCCACUACCACUAGGGCCGGUGACGUCAUCGAUUGAGCGAGUGACGUCAUCGAAUACUACGUCAUACGUUUGUGACAAGAAAAGUUUUCCUUCCUACUUUGAGAUUUUUUUUUUCUAGAAGGAACCGCAGCUGCGUCCUUUGUUUAAACCUUCUCUAUCAUUAUGUCUAGCUCGUUGAAAUACUGCCGUUGUACCAAAAUAAUGUAUUUUUUAGUUUAGUUUGUAUAGCGUCCUAUUUUAUUAUUAUUUUUUAAACAUGCUUGGCCUAUCGUAAGUUUAAAUUUUGUUCGUCAUUAGAUAUAUAAACGACUGCGGAAAGUGAUUGUGAUGUACAUAAAAGACAUUUGGCUGUAUGAUUGUGGACUGUAACCAUUAUUUAUUUAAAAACAAAAAACUAUUUUAUUUACAUUUUAUUUUUACUCGAAAAGCUUCAUUAUUUUUUAAUUAUUUGUGUUUAUUUUUUUCUACAUUUCUUUUAUUUUGGAUAUUAGUUUUUCAGUAUCUAUAUAUGUGUGGUUGUAUUGGAACUGUCAUGAAUCCUAUUCGUUAAGAGUCGCGCGAUGUAUGCAUCUGUGAUAAUUGCUUUGUGAAUCCGCUGAUUAUUUUACAAUAAUUAAAUAUAAAGUUAUAUUAAAAUAAAGAAUUAUAAUGA